Messenger RNA from Monopterus albus (swamp eel), 2910 nucleotides. RefSeq lists its product as uncharacterized. The coding region runs from base 253 to 2442 and encodes 729 amino acids. The transcript is spliced from 15 exons. Gene Ontology annotation, molecular function: ubiquitin-protein transferase activity. NCBI's taxonomy places the organism in Eukaryota, Metazoa, Chordata, Actinopteri, Synbranchiformes, Synbranchidae. The record is from RefSeq and is a predicted model, not a curated record.
GCGUAACUCUGAGCCCAUCAGAGCUUUGACCCCCUGAUAGAGCUCAGCUGUUUGUUUGUAGGGCCACCAUCCAGCAAGGAGAAGCUAGAAGCUCAAAUGUUUAGGGGCACUCGAGAGAGAAUGGGAGGGAGUAUGUACUAAGCAUGUACACAAUAAGAAGGGCAUGGAAGACUGAGAGCAAAGAGGAAAAUCGGGCAAAACUGGGGAGACGCUAAAGCUAAUGCAAGAACAGAUAUAAAACAACACAAAAUAAUGGGAAAGCAAAGUAGAGGCUGUUCUGACACGGAACAGAACAACACAGUAGGGUCAGCAGAGCAGAAAAAUGUCAGAACUACAGGAGGUAAAGGAGUUUCUGUUGCAUCCCAGAGGAAGAGGUUGGGUGAGAGGAAGGUGGCAUUGCUGGCCCUCACAGAAAACAUUGAGAUGGAGCUGCUUUCCUCGGAGGAGCCCUGCGUGCUGGUACUAACGCAGGAGGAGCUGGGAGGACGCCGCCUUCACCAGAGGCACCCAGAGCAUCCUCUGGUCCCUGACUUUGAGGAACCCCAACCCAGACAGCAGGGAAAGCCCAAAACAGUGCCCCCUAGCAGGGAAGAGACUGAGCACUGCCCCCUUGUCCCAGUCUUCAUGGAAGAAAUAGAGAUAGAAAUGAAGGUGUUCCCUCCCCUCAGAGUGACCGAGAGUGAGCUAGUUGAGAUCAAGUCAGAUGAUCCUUCCAUCGUGAGCCCGGUGCGUCACCUCAGGUUUUAUCAUCCGCUCCCAAACAAAGCGAGGCGUCUCAGAUGGAAGAGACUGACUCCACCGAAGACAGGACUGGUGGUCAAAGAUGUGAUCUGUCUGCCCAGAGGACAACUCCUGGCCCAGCUGGAGAGGCAUGCUGUUCCACAGGGUGAAGAGCGAGAAGCUCUAGCAGCCAUGGGAAUGAGUGCUCGUAUCACCAUCGACUCUGGCUGGUCAGCCAGUCAGAUGGCGAGUCGCUUGGCGAUGCUCUUCCAGGGCAAGUUUGUAAAAUGUGCAGGACAAAGGUUCUCCUUCACAUAUCUACAGUGUGUGCAGGGCUCCAGGGUGCUGUUUGUCCCAGACACUCCUGAAGAGGGUUGGACUGGACAGCAGGUACUCAGGAUCUCUGGACAUGGACCUUUGUAUAUCUUCAGCCACCUGGACUACCCUCAGGUAGAACCUGAGACAGAAAAACCCGAGGUGAACAGGGCAGAGUUUUUCCUGGAGGCCAGCAUAGAGAGCUGCCAAGAUGAAGACCUGGGAGGACAGAUCCAGCCUCGCGUGCACAGGACCAUGGAGGAGUUCCCACUGGACCUCGGCACCAUCCUGAGACUGUUCCAACAGGAGAACAUAGAUCAAGGUGUAGAAACCCACAUCCAGGUGAGGAGAAGAGAUUUGCUCCACAGCGCUCUGAAGGUGGUGGGGAGGCCAGGUUUCUGCUUCAGGACGACACCCAUCAUCUCUUUCCUUGGAGAGGAGACCAUCGGGCAUGAGGGGCCUCUCAGAGAGUUCUUCAGGUUGACCCUUCUUGAGCUGCAGCAAAGUUCGGUCUUUGAAGGUCACCCAGGCCGCCUGUUUUUCACCUAUGACCUCACAGCUCUUGAAGACAGGAACUAUUACAAAGCUGGAGUUCUGAUUGGCUGGUCUCUGGCUCAGGGUGGGCCUGGACCUCGUUGUCUACACCCUGCACUCUUCCAGUUGAUGUGUGGCCAAAAUCUGUCUUUGGAGCACUUAACCUGGACAGACAUCGUUAACACUGAAGAUGGGAUCCGACUACAACAGCUGCAUAGUUGUACUGAUGUGAAGAUGCUGUCCCCCAGUCUGUGUGACUGGGUGGUGAACAGUGGGAUGCCUGGAAUUUAUUCAGCCCGUUCUGAUGAAAUACCAGUCAUCUAUAUCCGCCUGGUCAAACACUACAUCUACCACAGGGUUGCCAGCAUGAUAUCCCAGUUUACAGAGGGGCUGAACAGCUGUGGUGGGUUGUGGGAUACGAUACAGUGCCACUGGGAAACAUUUGUGCCAGUGAUGACGAGCACACAGCAGAAGCCUCUCACCCUGGAAGAGUUCAAGCAGCUCUGUACUGUCUGUUACAGUCAUAUGGACUGUCAGCUGAGGGCAGCUGAGGAGGCCACAGUCAGACACUGGGAAACAAUCCUCACCUUGAUCAGUGAUGGUCAGGCAGACUUUUCCUUUGAGGAGCUCCUCGCCUUCAUCACAGGAGCUGAUCAUCUGCCUGCUUUUGGGCUCUCCAGAAAUAUCUCCCUGCAUUUUUACUCCCAGGAUGCAAGCAUGUCAAGUGUGCGUCUGCCCCACGCUUCAACCUGCACUCUGGAGCUCUUCCUGCCAAGGGGAGCAACAAGAGCAACUGAUCUGCUGGCAUUGCUGAGCAGAGCCGUGCACGAGGCCCUGGGCUUUGCAUAUUUGCAGGCAGAGGGAAGUUUAUAAAGUGGAAACCCCCCUGGGUACCUUACAUCAUGCUGAACCCGACUUUGUGGCGCUCAAAAGUUUCUCCAGGAUAUAAACAAUAUGACUGAGAGGAAAGCCACAUCACAGUUGGGAUGUCCAAUUGCUGGUAUGUGUGCAGUCACUCAUGUGACCUGAUGAGGCAUCCCCAGUGCUUGUAUUAUUUGUUUUUAAAGCUUUAUUAAUUCAGAUGUAUAAUAGUAGCUGUGCACGUACUGUAGUUUAUGUUAGGUCAUGGGAAUAACAAUGAGAGAGAGCAAAUGAUACAAGGGUUACUGUAGAUUAGAGAGAAUGAACUGUGUUGACAUAUUUUACUUGCUUCUUUGCCAGGUACAGGAAAGUGAACUUCCCUCACAGAUAAAUAAUUCAAGAUAAGUUUAUCAAUAAUGUUUUAAUCUUUUAAUAGCUAUCCCAACAAACUGUAGAGAAAUACACUUUCAUAUCUUCAUU